UCUCCUAGGUACAUAGCUAUUGUUCAUCCGAGUUCUGAGAAGAGGACCGUACAAUGGACCAUCAUCAUCAAUCUGCUGGUGUGGAUGGGCAGCUUCCUCCUCACCGUACCAGUCAUGAUUUAUGCCAAGGUUGUCCGCAGGCAACACCUGGAGGUCUGCAUGAUGUACCUAGACGGGCCUGAGGACAUGUACUGGUACACUCUCUACCAGUCCGUCCUGGGCUUCAUCAUCCCCCUCAUCAUCAUCAGCACCUUCUACUCACUCACCCUCUACCAUGUCUUCAGCUCUAUUCGACAGGUAAAACGGAAGCAGUCCAUGUGGGCGAAAAGAGCCACUAAGAUGGUCCUAAUGGUGAUCGCCGUGUUCGUGAUCUGCUGGUCACCCUACCACAUCAUUCAGGUGAUCAACCUGGGCAACAACAAGCCGACAAUUGCUUUUGUAUAUGUCUACAACAUCAGCAUCUGCCUCAGCUACUCACACAGCUGCAUCAACCCGCUCAUGUUACUCAUCUUUGCCCACAAUUAUCUUGAGCGUCUGUGCCGCCGUAACACGCAGGACAGCUCUCAGCAUUCGUCAAAGGCCACGGUAGUCAGAAAAGAUGGCUCCAGUAUGACAAACGAUCCCAACUGCCGCAUAACUGCCAUCUAAUCAGAGAGAGAACAUUUUUGUAAAUAGAAGACAGAUGUAAAAGUUUUGCUUUUGCACGGUGUUACUUGUAAGGUCAUGUUCUGCAGCUCUUUCAUUUAUGUGAACCUGACAUUGCACAAAUAUUCACCUCACACAGGAGCUUCAAACCAGCAGCUUUUUGAAUAAUACCAUAUAUUGUCAUAAUGGUCAGUGACAGCUUUGUAGUGCAGAUGUGUCAUUGCUUAUCGUGGUUUCUUAUGUCUGAGCACAUGUGAUCUGUAAUCAACUAAAAAAACUCCAUAUAGGGAUUUGUGAUUUCUAACCACUAGCGUAAGUAAAGGAUACAUUUCUGAUAUAAAAAAAAACAGCGCUAUGAAAAACAGUUUGCUACCUUUUUUUUUUUUCAUUUUUGUAUUGUUACCACACUUUAUUUCAGAUUGGCUAGCAAAUUUUAGUAUGAGACUACAGUCAUUCUCCUGACUCGGCUGUACUCUUUUUGCUUUAGCUUAGCAUAAAACACAGUAAGUGAACUAGCAUAGUGAGAAAAAACAUCCUAAAAAAAUUCUCAGUAGUGACCCCAAUACUGCUUUGUGACCUAAAUAAUCUUACUGAUUGCAAGUUGCAGGUGCCAUUUUGCAACUACUUUUGGACAAAGUACAGCUGUAAGCCUCUGCUGAAAGGUGCAAGGCAGCCCCAAAGACACCUGCUUCAGUAAACACUAAGUUUUGCUGAUUUGCCACCGCAUCUAUACAAAAUCUAAUAUCCAAUAUGCAAUCCAGAAGAGGGUGAAUUGAAGUUGUUCUGUGUCUCAUGGGUAAAUAAAUGGCAAAUUAAUGGCAAACAAGCCAAUCAGACUGGUAAAUACUCCAAUAUGGCUGAAUAAAAUGAUUACGUAAACAAGUGGGACAAAGUUCCUUCACAGUGAUAAUUUUGGUGUGUUACUAAUAAUUGUUGCAACCAGUUUGUACUUUUUCAUAGGUUGGUUUGGGUAUGUUCAUUCACUUUAAAGGUGCUAGUUUAUUAAUCAGUUAAUUUGUAGUGGUCUUAAGUAGGAAAAAUUUGCCUUGUAAGUGUUUCUAGGGGGAAACAGUAUAGACAAUUGUACUAUAUUAUUUGCCAAAUUGUGGCAAGCAAUUUGUGGAGGUUGCAUCUUGCGAUGCAGCCAUUGCUGCGAUGGCACACAUCAGUGAUUCAUUCAUUGUGCUGAUUGUAAACAACCUCCCUCAGUGACAUAAUGAUGAAUAUCUGGAUUAUUGAUGUUAAGACAGUGGCCUCCAGUAACAGAUGAAAGGUAUAUUAAAUAAAUACCAACAUUGAUUCAUGAAGUCAUCCAGGGCCACACCUGGCCAAAAUGGGAGCCCUAAGCAGAAUUUUAUUUAGCCACACCACUGUUUGAGGAGAAUUGUGGUGAGAGAAGAAUAGCCAACAUCUGGAGCUUGAUUUGGACAGAAAAGCCUAAAGUUCUCAGGGACAGCUCUGCACACCAAUGUCUCAACACAACAUGGACUACAGAUCUCAGUUCAGUUUAAACAGACUAGUCUUAUAGUGUUUCAUUGUUUAUAUCUUUUCGACCUGCGAUGUUUGGAGAUAUGGUUCAUUGAUAAUUCGUCAUUUGUGAAUUGCUACAGUUCGUAGCCAAGUGGGAAGCAGCUGGGAUGAGAAUCAGCUCCUCUAAAUCCGAAACCACUGUCUUAAGUCAAAAAAGGGUAGAAUGCCUUCUCCGGGUAAGGCAUGAGGUCCUACCCCAGGUGAAAGAAUUUAACUCAUUCACUGCCAUUGAUGACUGAAGUCGUCAUUUGCAUUUUUUUUACUGUGUGGGCAUCGGAACGAGCCCCCGCACCAUGAGAACAAACAUCUCAGCUCUAAAGCUUUUCUUCAUCCGCAUACGUCACACAUCUUGUGAUCAGGAAGCAGAAAAUCCAUGUGUUAGGAGAUUGUUUAGGGCCGCUGCUGUAAAAAAAAGUGAGGCGUGAACCGGAAACAACAGAUCAUAAAAGAACGGAUAAAGCUCGAAAUGCGUGGAUUCUUCCUGAUGUAAGAGGUGAGUCUCCGCUUUGUUUUGGUUGUUGUGGCGUCGACAUCAUCCUAGCACGCAACGUUAGGUGACUCUUAAAAAACACUAAAAAUGGUGAGAAACGCUGGCAGCGAAGGGCUUUACUGAUCAGGAAGCGGCUGGCAGCGAAUUAGUUAAGUAUCUCAUGGCCUUGUUCAUGCAUCAGGGAAAAAUGGGGCAUGAGAUCAAUCGGUGGAUUAGUGCUGCGUCUGCAGUGUUGCGGGCAUUGCACUGGUAUGUCUUGGUGAAAAGAGCGAUGAUCUGGAAGGUAAAGCUCUUGAUUUACUGGCCGAUCAAUGUUCCCUACCAUCACCUAUGGUCACAAGCUUUGGGUAGUGACCGAAAGAUUGAGAUCGCGGAUACAAGCGGCCGAAAUGAGUUUUCUCCACAGUGUGACUGGGCUCUCCCUUAGAGGUAAGGUGAGAUGCUCAGUCACCAAGGAGGGACUCAGAGUAGAUCUGCUCCUCUACAAUAAAAGGAGCCAGUUGGGGUGGCUCAGGCAUCUGAUUAGGAUGCCUCCGGGAUGCCUCCAUAGUGAGGUUUUUUGGGCAUGUCCAACCAGGAAGACGCAGGACACGCUGGAGGGACUGUCUUUGUGGGCCAGGGAAUGCCUUGGUAUUCCCCUGGAGCUGGCCCAAGUGGCUGGUGAGAGGGAAGUCUGGGCCUCUCGGCUUAGGCUGCUGCCCCAUGACCCAACUGAAUAAGCAGAAGAAAAUGGAUGGAUGAAUUGCUGAAGCAGGUGUGACAAAUUUCCUUGUGUGUGUUUUUCUGAUUAGGAUGGAACAUUAUUUCUAAAUUAUGAAGAAGACAGAGAAAAAUGUCAUUACAAAAUGUGCUUGUAUGUCAUUAGUAUGUCACUUGCAUAAUAUUUUUGGGCAAAAAAUGUAAAAGAAUACUAAUUUUACUUUUCAAUUCAAAAGGUCUAAAUAAGUUUCAAGAAAUUAGGGAAUAACUGAUAAUGAUGUGCAUUUUCAUUAAGUGGCUCUGUAAAACCAAAACAGGAGACCAAGUUGUUUUUGUAGCAUAGGAGAAGGCCAUGUAAUGCAAAGGUUAUGACAUUUGUCAACAACCUGCCCUACCAGGGGCAGAGGUCAUCAGACAUUAAGUGUCCAGCCGGUUUCAUAUGCCUGGAAUAGUAACAAAACAGUCCCAUUUUGUUUCGCUCCUACCCUGGUCAUCUGGAUAUGCCGUCAUAACAAUCUCUCCCUGCUUCAGUAUCUGCACUCACAAGGUCCCUCCAGGAGAUGAGACAUAACUCUAAUAAAAUAUUCUUAUAUUUGUGCCAUUAAAUUAUUUAUUUCACCUACAGGUUGAUUGCAACCAUAUUCUGUUUUAUCUACAAUGAAUGUUUUAGCUAAAGUGAUUUACUAAUGUCUUGACUGCUUUACAGUAAUGAAUGAAUCAGCAUAAAUGUUUUUCAUUUCAUUUCAAGACUUUAUUAAACAGGAAAAGAUUAAAAACAAUCUGUCCUGACUCCGUUUAAAACAGUUUUUCAGCAGGUUCCGCAGAGCAUCAAACAAAGUGAUCAACAUCUGCCAUCUAAAAAAAAAAAGGCAGCAAGAAAAUUGUACCGCCACGUGCAGUGUUUACAGGUAAAACUGUCCAACAGAGGAGAGAAGGAUUUUCUUUUGAAUCGAGGUAAUGUUGGCGCUAUCCUUGUCAUGUGGAGUUACAUUCCAAACUUUAGUCAGCGUAUAAAAGAACAACCUCUGGCCGUAAGAAUUCCUAAAGGCAGGUAAAGGCAAAGCAUACUAGAGGCGAACUUAGUAACUCACACAAAAUUUAAACUGUGCUUGGGAAUCAUUGCCUUUAGGUCUGAAUGUAUUUUUUUCUUGAAAUGUCUUAUUUCAUAUCUUAAAUACACCAAACAACUACUUGAUGAUUUAAUAAUGAUUUAUUAUCAGUCAAAUUUAAUAUCAGUAUCAAUAAAUGACCUUUUAACAUAUUCCCUUCACCUAAUAAGAUUUUCUAAGUGUCUGAGAAACGGAAGGUCUGCGGACUUUUUGAAAAGGCCUAUAAAAAUUUCUCAAACCUGGUUGGUCCAAAACUUAUAAACGACCAAUCCUUAAGAGGAAACACUUUCUCUAUUCGGCAGUUCAGCAAGGUGUCCAUCCUUCAUGCUAAAUUAUCCUCUUGUUGGGAGAUCAAACAAGACCGUUUCACCAGAAUAUAAUUUUAGCAGCAUAAAGAACCCUCCUUUUUCAGAAUCAACCAAUUAUUUGUUUAAUCUGCUAAAUAACUCACCAGACGUGAAACAGUCCACCAGAAGCUCCACAGGAAGUAUCUCUUCAACCAGUGGUGCGUAUUCUGAGGGCCUAUGACCCUUGGAUACAUCAGAAGCCCACUCACUUGCAUUGCUGAGAUGGCUUUGCUUGCCAACCCUAUCCCUGAGAACUUCCUCUACACUGGUACGUAGGCUCUGCACUGGCAUUGGAUGGGUUAAGAUUAACUUGAUAACCAAUUAAAUCCAAAUAAAAUUCAACCAGCUGUAUUUUAUAAACCCAGUCACCACCUUUUUCUGAGUCACUUUAUUGAGCUCUUAUUAACAUAUAAGGUCAUAUAUCAUCAGAGUUCAUUCAUUGUUUCAGUUGAUCUUACCUUGACUCACCAUUUAUAAUCAUUUGUCCUGCAUCAUCAUUAGUAGUAGAAAUAUAGUAAUAAAUCGAUUUUUAUAAACUAUAUUUUUGCAGCCAAGUGCUAAUUUAGCUGACAUAACCAAGUGCUAAUUUAGCUGAUGCUUAAUUAGCACUUGGUUAUUUGCUAACUGCCAUCAAUAAACAACAGAAUAAAUACCCUGAUGGCAUCCAUAUAGUGGCUGGAGAUUUUAACCAUGCUAAUCUUAAGACUAUGUUACCAAGAUUUGACCAACAUGUUAAAUGCCCAACAAGAGGAGGUAACAUACUAGACUGUGUUUACUCAAAUAUUCCCAAAGAGUAUAGAGCAUACCCUCUCCCACAUCUCGGCCAAUCUGAUCAUCUGUCACUACUGCUAACCCCGGUGUACAAAUCCAUCACUAAAAAUCACAGCCAGUUACUAAAACUGUUGUGACAUGGCCUGAAGACUCAUCUCUGCAGCUACAGGACUGUUUUCAUCGUACAAACUGAGAUGUCGUUUGUGAUCCAGAUGUGGAAAUUUACACCUUAGCUGUCCUCGGCUACAUCAAGACCUGCAUUGAAAAUAUUACAAUCACCAGGAGCAUCAGGGUUUUCCCAAACAGGAAACCCUGGAUGAUGAAAGAGGUUCAGGUUCUCCUGAAAGAACGCAAUACAGCUUUCAGAUCAGGCAACCAAAUGAGGUACAGCACUGCCAGACAAUUUCAAUAGGUCCUACACUGUAAAAUCUGUUGACAAAAAAAUCAUGCAUGCAGGCCAAUACUUAGCUCCUCUACAUACUACAACCUGAAGUUUUAGGAAAACGUACUUCUGAUUUUUUAUUCAUUUUUAAAUUUUUCUAAUUUCAAUAACUCUUACACUCAGGGCCGUUUCUAGCAUUGUGGGGGCCCUCUGCGAGAUAAUGUUCUGGGCCCCCCUAUUUUGACAAACUGAAAUUGAUGAUCUAUAAACACACCAUGAAUUGUCACAAAUAGCAAGCAAAACAUGGUACAGUUUUAAAAUUAAACACUCACUCAGGAAAUAUAACUAACUAAUAAAAGCUAGAAAGCAGAGUGCAGACCUCCACCCUGGGAGGGGUGUUCACAUCACACUUUUUUUAGCUGUUGUGGAAUUCUGCAGAGCAGUUCUUGUCCUGCUGCAGACUAAACUAUUUCUUGCACUCUUUGCCAACACAUUCUCACACCCAAGGCGUCAAAAUAUGACGCGUGUGCCCAAGCCUCAAUAUAUGACGAUUCGGGACACCCCAGCGCGUCAGGAGACGACGAUCAGGGACAGACUGCUAACGCCGGUGGUGAGACGGACAUUAGAACUACUUAACCAUCCCCUCACCCCAAUCCUAACCUUAAGGUCACGGUUUAUGGACCUUAAGGUUAGGAUUGGGGUGAGGGGACGGUUUAAUAGUCAAAUAAUGUACGUGUGACCACGCGCGUCGUCAAACAGUGACGCCAGCGGAGCCAAGUGAUCCAGCAUGUCCCUGAUCGUUGUCCCCUGACGCGCUGGGGCUUCCCGAAUUGUCAUUGAGGCUUGGUCACACGCGUCAUAUUUUGAUGCCUUGGGUGUGAGAAUGUGUUGUCUUUGCACAUCCAGGGAGGUUUUUUUUUUUUUUCACAGAGUGGACCCGUUUCACCCCUGACUUGCCCUCUGUGCUUCGUCCAUUCCUUCUCCACUGGUCCAGGGGACAGUGAUGUGACCUUGAGCAGAGAUCACUGGAGGGUUUUCAACCUGUGCAGACUGCUGCUCCUGAAAUUGUUGAUGUUUCAUUGCCUCCUUCAGCUACUUGUUGCUGAUUUGUUUGUGGAGCUGGUGGCGAGAGGCAGUUGAUAGCCAGGGAAUCUUCUGGGGAUAAAUUGGGUGUCGUGGGUCGGCGGCUCCUGGAUCUGACUUUGUUGUCCAGGAGUCCAGAAGAUGUGGAGCAUCUCCAGCAGCAUCCUGUCUCUGAAAUUGCCUGUUGCUGGUGAUGGCACUUCAUCAGAAGAAUCUCUAAAAUUAUAAAUACAUCAGAUUUUAUAAAAAGAUACUCAAGUGGUAAAUAGUAGAAAUUAAAACUGUAAAAAUUAAAAAUACAUAAGAAAAGCUUGAAAUAAUGUUUGAACUGUAGAUUAACUUACUGCAGCUGUGAUGGCAAAUCAUCUUCAUCCACACCUGAAUCCUCAACCACAGAUGUACAUGGAGGUUUUGUUUUCCUUGAAGUAGCAGUAAUAGUGUUGCCAGUCCCCACAUGCCAAAGACGGUGGCAAGCUGAAACACACUGAACUGGCUUGUGCGAGCAAAAUCAGCCAGACGACAGGAGCUGGGCUGCAGGUCAAAAAACUGUGGUCAGAAACAAGGGUCACAGGAGGGUCAAGAGGACAAGAGUUCAGAACUUGCUGUCGGGGACAGAACUAGGCAAAAGGUCAGGCUGGCUGGCCCCACCCCUGGAUCCACCCCUGGCUUGGAAAGAUGGGAUUGGAGGACAACAGAGUGAAGACAAGCCCAUCAGAUCCAGAAGCCCUCUCAGGAACAUUGGAGGGAAACUGAAGAAUACUGCAAAAGAUGUAAUGACCUGUGUUAAGAAGAAUGCUGCAUGUAACAAUUUGUGCCCUCAUGUGAAUGCUGCAUGUGGUGAAAAUGAUACCAAAUGUCUUGUGUUGAGUUACAAAGUGUGUAUCUGGUAAAUGACCCCAUGACCUCACCGUCAUGAGGUAAUGAUACAUGUGACUUUUUACCUUGUCUAAGCUGGCCCAGGGAGGGUAUAUAAAGAGCAGCUCUGCGAAAGAUUGAGAGAUUCGACAAGCAGCUGGGGCAGACGACAAGAGACAGAGCAGAUUUGGAUGGGUCAUCCCCCGUCCUGCUGGAUGGGGGAUGACAGGCAGUUUUUUGGAGUGGAGCUGGGAGUAGUUUGGGGAAUUCGGGAAGAGAUUCCACAGGAGUUUUUUGGGGCGAUUCUCAGAAGACCGAGCUGGUGUAAACCAACUCUUAUUUAAUCAUUUUGAACUAAUCCCUCCUUGGGGGAUAGCGGUUGUUUUUUUAUAUUUACCCAUUUUUGUAUUCUUUGAUUUUGUAAUAAACUUUUUGGAAAAAGAAACAUAAUCCUGAUUCUUUCAGGUUUUCUCUAAAGAUUCACGAGUGAGAGCCCUGACCAUUAAUUGCACAGAGGUAAGCACAUUAAUUAUGGGUUCUUGAAUUAUCAGGACUUAGUUUACGGUUUGUGACGAAUUAAUAUAAAGAAACCUUAAGAUAAGGGGAGCUUGACUCCUCCCUCACCCGCGAGUGACUAGUUGUCUUAAGGAUGAUAAAACCAGAACAUUAGUGGUUAAUUUUGGCUCUGAUUCGCAAGUUGAAAAAGUCUCUAUCAGCUGGAGGGUUGGAUUAAUUAAAUAAAUUGAUAAAUUUAUGUUAGCCUGAUCAACUAACAAAAAUCAUUUAUAGUUACCAACCACCCACAUAAGCUGUUAGAGGCGCAAUUAAUCCAAAUAACCCAAAUAAUUGCUGGAAGGAUUGGCCUUUCUCCAGGCUUCGCCCUAGUAUCUUCACCAAAAGAUAACGGGAUUGAUUAAAAGGAAGUGAGCUACUGCAGAAGGAAAAUUCUUGCAUAUUAUUUCACCUUUAAAAUAAAAGAUAUGAUUCUAACUUAGGACGCCCAAACCAGGGUCUAAUACGAUAAAACUCACCGAAAUCCCCACCGAACCCUGGAAGAUGCACAGUCUCAUAAGUUCUGACGGAACUGGGUUUUAACGGAACCGGCAAAUGGGACGUGCACGCGACAAUAGUUUAAUUGUAUAGUAAUAGUAUUAGCAAUACUAGACAAAAGAAACUGGAACGGGUUUAGUGCAGAGAUACUUACUGCAUUUGGGAUGGAAAACCAAUGUGGGCACAUUUUGCUCCUCAUCAACAACUUUUGAGGGAAGUUUCCUCUUUCUAGAAGGUUUCCUGGUUUCUGGUUUAUUUACAAAAACAAAUCUAACAUAUAAAAUAAUAAAAAGCCUCAGUGAAAAAUGCAGCUGAAAAAAAAAGACAAAACCACGGGUGACCGAACGAAUACAAAAAAACGGCAAAGUGAUGUCAAUUAUGACUAAAUAUAAUAAAGGAAAUUUACUGAAAAUAAUUAUUUACACCAGUAGAAGAGAUAGAAGUUGAAAAUAAGUGUCCAAAACAAUUCCUCCUCUCCUCUAAGCAUGGCACAUGGUAGACUGUUUAUUUCCUGGUUCUAGGGCAGGGACUUGCGUAACAUUACCGUAAUGUAUUGUAUACCAUGUCAUGUUUGGGGGAAGGAGACUAACCCAAGACAUGCAGAACACACAGACCAAGGAUGGGGGUAAAAAAUUAAAUAGUUUAUUUACAAAGAAGGAAAACUGAGGAUGCACUGAACUGUCAGUGGCUGGAACUGAUACGGGAGCUCUGCGUCUGGAGGAGGGAGAACACUGGUGAGCAUGUGUUUAGUUCCAGAGGUCCCUUUUGUCACGAGCUUAGUUCAAUAGAUCUUACUGUACGAUGAGAGUUGCUGGCUGGAGGAGGGAGCAGGUUGAGAGCCGGGGGGAGCGCAGGAGAGGGAGCACAGGUGGAGAUAAGCAGGGCGUCCUGGUGGAUGGGAGACAAUGGAGAACGGUGAGUGGGUCCAGUCGGGUCUGAGUAUCCAAAUCCUGGAGUCCAGAGGUAAAUAUCCUAGAGCUCAGUGGCCAGAGGGAAACACUGGAAUCCUGGAGGUGAGAGAAAUCCUGAGUCAGCUCCAGGAGGUAAGUAAAAUCCAAAAAUCUAAAACCUAGAGCAAAAACACAACUAGCUAAAUUUAUCCUAGAGCUCCUAGAGUAAACACGAGUGGCUUGGUACUACCAAGCUGAGGCAAUCUUCCAGCGUUGAAUUGUGCCCUCCAUCCACCUUAAGUAGGAACCACCCCGCUAAUUGCUGAUCAGGAACAGCUGGGCACUCCCUCUCCUGGCAAGAGACUCAAAGAUGUUAAGGUGAAUGAGGAGUACUCACCCCGGCUUAUGACAACCACUGGAAAGUACAUCCUCUCAGCUUUCAGAAUCUGUUGAUUGCGCAAACUGUUGAAGAGUUACGGUAAAGAAUGAAAGCCAGUUUGUGCUGCUAUUGACACA
This is a messenger RNA of Nothobranchius furzeri (turquoise killifish), 10367 nucleotides long. The record is from RefSeq and is a predicted model, not a curated record. NCBI's taxonomy places the organism in Eukaryota, Metazoa, Chordata, Actinopteri, Cyprinodontiformes, Nothobranchiidae.